This is a messenger RNA of Pieris brassicae (large cabbage white), 1628 nucleotides long. RefSeq names its product BRCA1-A complex subunit Abraxas 1-like. The transcript has 3 exons. Bases 148 to 1335 code for a protein of 395 amino acids. Gene Ontology annotation, cellular component: nucleus. Gene Ontology annotation, biological process: attachment of spindle microtubules to kinetochore; mitotic spindle assembly; protein K63-linked deubiquitination. Gene Ontology annotation, molecular function: microtubule binding; polyubiquitin modification-dependent protein binding. NCBI's taxonomy places the organism in Eukaryota, Metazoa, Arthropoda, Insecta, Lepidoptera, Pieridae. The record is from RefSeq and is a predicted model, not a curated record.
CCAAGUGACCUUAAGGUUUAUUACAAAAUACAUAAAUAAAAUCGUUUUGUAUCGUUUCCUUAAAUAAAAUGAAAUCCAAAUAAUUGUUAAAUAUAAGAUUGUCCAUAAUUUCAUUAUUCCUCUUAAGUAGUAAAUAAAUUCAUUCAAAUGGCCUAUACAGAAAAGGUGUCACUUAAUGGCACUGCGCUUUCUUUUUUACUGUAUGAAUGUUUAAAUUCCUCCAACAGCCAAGAAGGAUUUUUGAUUGGUGAUGUGACGUCGGAGAUUAGAAACCAUAUAUCCGAUUCUCAUAACGAUAGCGCUCGCUUAGACACUGAAAUAGCAAUAAGAACGGUAUUACCGUUACCAUCAGUUUCAUUGUUUUACCUACCCUCAGGUGGAAUUAAGGAAGAUUUUAUUAAAGAGUUACUCUCUAAUGCUGCUAGUGAAGUUGUAGGUUGGUACAAGUACCGUAGAAAUAGUAGUUUAAAAGCUACAUUUCGGGACAAAUUAAUAUCCAAAGGACUGCAGAAAUAUUUUGUUAAAUAUCAUGGAAAGAAAACAUUUGUUACUUGUAACCUAUCAUCAAAAGCUACAUUAGGAGGCUCAACUCAUACAUUAAUUUAUAGAUUCGGAAAAAUUAAUUGUUUUGAUAUGUAUGAAUAUAUUGAAGAUGUAACUGCUAAUUUGGGUGAAAAACUAACUGGAUAUAAAAAGGUAAAUAGAUUAUCACCCCAUUGUAUAUUUAACAAAAUAGUUAAAGAAAGCAAAGUUUGCGGCAAUAAUACUAAUGAUGCAAUAUUGAUAAUACAAGAAGCUGUAGAUGUUAGACUAAUUGAAGAAGCAAGAGUUGCUGCCAAAAAUGAAGCUACCUUAAGAGAGUUGGAGGCUGAAAUAAAACAAAUGAACUCGAUCUUAGCUGAAAAACAAGCAGCAGAUUUAGAGACAGCUUACAACAAAUUACUGAAUGAUAAAUAUAUAGAUAAAGAAGUAGAAAUGGUUGAUGCUUGUAUAGAGGCUUUGAAUUCGACUCCCUCAAUUGAUUUGCUCAGCACACCAAACAUAGUAAUAAGUAAUAGUCAAAACAUAACAGACCGGGGAAAUUCUAUACAAGAAAUUGAAAAUAAUGUGAUUGAGAGAUCUCCUAGUCCCUCGUUACCAUCAAGUUCUAAAUCACCAAUAUUAAAUUAUGCUUCUGCUUUGAAAAAGAAAACCACUGAAAGUAAUACUUGUAAAAAAGCCAAUAAUUGUGAUGAUUUAAUAACAUUUGAUGUUGAAGAAAAACCAGUACAAAAGUCAAUUAUUGUAAUAAAUGACAAUGCAACAUGUUUUGGUGGGAGUUCACCGGAGUUAUAAGUGCCUUAGGAGUGUAUCAUUACGGUUACCCAUUACUACUUAAUAUUUUCCAUUGUGUUAAAAUAAACUUCUUCACAUAUAUCUAGUGUUAAAUAUAUUGUUAAUUUUGACUGUUAGAACAUAUCUUAAAUAAUAUGUAUUUCAUAUUAUUGUAUCUUAAAAAUAACAUUGAUAUUCAUAUUUUAAAUCACAUUCAUUGUACAUAAUCAUCUCGAAAGAAUAACAUGUUAAUCCUUUAUAUUAGGAUGUGACAAUUAUGAAUGUUAUUUUUCUAAUAAAGAAUCUUGCAAAUA